Molecule: messenger RNA, 1431 nt
Organism: Pseudocercospora fijiensis CIRAD86
Lineage: Eukaryota; Fungi; Ascomycota; Dothideomycetes; Mycosphaerellales; Mycosphaerellaceae
Exons: 10
Coding region: 1-1431 (476 amino acids)
Source: RefSeq, a predicted model, not a curated record
AUGGUCUCGGAGGCUUUGGAGCAGCGAGUUGAGUCGGGAGAGCGUGUCCAUAGUCGGUCAUAUGCGAUUGGAGCAGUAGCAGUGGUCAUAGUAAUGGGUAGCUUGGAAGGCAGGAGAGAUUGCUCAUGCUGCAUCGGUGUCGGGCCCGCCAGUCUGCAAGGCCAGCGCGCCGAUGGGGAUGGAUGUUUGACUUGCGCGACUGCUGAAGUUGCUCGAUACACUCUCCUUCUUCAAGGCAAAAUCGAAGCUUCAGAAUUAAACACGGAAAUGGCAACCGGGGCUGGACCGAUCCGCGAAAGCCACACCUGGCACCGUGACGGGCGCGAGCACACCUGGUGCCGUACCGUGUCGAGGGAGAACCAGGCCAACCUAAACACUUCUCCAGCUCACACCAUCCACCACGAGGAAAUCCGCCAUGACAUCCAUGACCCCGCCCAGAGCCAGCAUCACAUCCAGACCAAGUCGCAAAAGGUCGCCGUCAAGCACGAUGGCUUGACUGUGCACAUCCAGUGGCACACCGAUUCUUCAUCACAUACUGCACAUGCCCCUAACAUAGCCUCUCAUCAGCGUGCUCUGCGAUCCAACCCCGCCGACGGCGAGAAUGGCAAUGGCACCACCAUUGUGGCCCAGGAGCAGUGGGAGAGCGAGUUCACUCUGGACCUGCGCCCGCUCUUGAAUGGUUCUGGUGCGCCCAUCGAGUCUUUCCCGGCGCCGCAUCAACCACCCGUCAAUGUCCAGCCGCCGCCAGGACCACUACAAUCGUCGACAGCGCAACCACCCAUUCAACUAAGGCUCACUGCUCCCGAGCCGUGCUCUCGCAGGCCAGCCAAGAAGGCCAGCCAGCCAAUAUUCAGCGUCGAAGAACUCUCAUCCGACCAAGAAUCAGUCACCGGCGAUCAUAACGAAGACUCGGAAGACGAAGACGAAGACACACUCUUCGUUUCUCAGCGCAAGACUGUGACUGCUUCUGGCAGCAGCCGUCGUCGCAAGCCAACGUCAGACUCUGAGGAUGAAGACGAAGACGCUCUCUUCGCUUCUCAGCGCAAGAAUCCUGCUGCUGGCAGCCGUCGUCACAAAUCAGCGUCCUCUACGAAGCCAUCACGCCGGCCCAGGCCUUCAGUCGUUGAUCUGACUCGCAAUGAUCCUGCCCGCGAAGUUCAUACGCUCAACCAACGCAUCCAAUUACUGGAACGGCAACUUUCGGAGAAGAGCAAGAGCAAGGCACACGAAGGCCAGGAUGGUGGUCGUGAGAAGAGGCGCAAGAGAGGCUACUACAUGGGCAUCCGAGGACGAGAGCCUGACGACUGGUACAGGCUGCGGAAGGAGUGCAGCGGAGGGAGCUCGAAGCAAGUCUGGGUCACAUUGCGGUCCACGUUACUACGCAGGACGUCUGCAUUCAGCAUGCGAAUCCUGACGAGCAUUCCGUUUUGA